AUGGCUACUUCAGGACCGUUCAAUGCGCCAGCAGUGGUCCUGGAAGGCUUCAAGGAGCGCGCGGAGUCGCUGGCCGUCCAAGGCGACAAGCUCUUUGUCGGCACUUCCAUCGGAAAUUUAUACGUGUACUCUUUUGGAGAAGGAGGAGGUCCUGCGGAGCUCGCGGAUACCAAGAAAUCGUUGUGUCGGCGGAGUAUAGACCAGAUAUCCUACGUCAAGGACGUCAACUCUCUGGUCAUUCUAUCCGAAACCCUGCUUACUUUAUUCCCCUACCCUUCGUUCACCCCACAUACCCCGCUGGUGAAGACCAAGGGUGCCGUAUGCUUCGCGGUACACACGUGUAUCGAGUACUCCGGCGGACAUGACGGAGGAGGAUUGGGCUCUCCUGGGAAAGGCAAGGAAGUACCUUCGGUGGUCACCAAGCUGGCGGUGGGCUGCAAGCGCAAGAUCGUGAUAUAUUCGUGGAGGGACGGAGAGCCUCAGGAAGCUCAGGAAAUCGUUGCUCUUGCCCAUUCACCGCGAGCCAUCGCGUUUGUCAAUGGGGAAACCCUGUGCUGGGGACAUACUCCCUCGGACUACUGCCUCACCUCCCUGAAGACGUCCAUAACCAUCGAUGUGACGACCCCUAUCCCCACCGGAACGUCUGGAAGCAGUAUUGGAGGCAUGAGUCGCACCGCCCUCACCGGUCUGGGUGGAUACAUGACGUUGGGUCUCGGUGCGAAGGCUAAGCCUAACGUGAUAAAUGUGCGCGACGACGAGGCUCUCAUCGCCAAAGACAACACUGGCUUCGCCGUAGGCACAGAAGGGAAGACUGUCCGAAGCGAUUCCAUUGACUGGCCGGCAUCACCAGAAGAUCUCGCGAUUGUCAAACCCUACGUGUUCUCCAUUCUCCCAUCUGGUUCGGUUCCCAUCUCCCAGCUUCCAGGCUCGUCCACCGCCACCGCAUCGACAUUCGUGCCCUCACCGGUCAUCGAGAUCCGCUCUUCCCUAUCAUUUUCCCCCGUACAAACAAUACCCUUCCCGCCAAGUUCCGAGGAUACCCAGGCCACCACCGCAACACACACCGUACGCUUGCUCAGUCCAUCGCCAGGAUCGAAGUCUCCUCUGUUCGUCCUCACCACGCCUGUCGACCGCGUGGCAGCGACGGCAGCAGGUAGUGCGAUUUGGUGCUUCCGUAUGAAGCCAUGGAUCCAGCAGAUCGAUGAGCUCAUUGACGCGGGCUGCUACGCUGACGCUUUAUCGCUGCUGGAGUCUCUCGAUGCUGCACUGAUUGUGGACAAGGAGAAACGACAGCGACAGGUUCGGGCCCUCCAGGCUGUCGAUGACUUCCGCAACGCAAAGUACAACGAAGCCAUCGACGCCUUCAUCGAGCUAGACAUCAACCCCGCCAAAGUGGUUGCCCUUUACCCGGAGAGCAUCGCAGGCCGGUUAUCCGUUCCCCGGGACGAGUGGAUUCCGUUGUUUGGUGGACCGAGGCUGGUCAAAGUCGAAUGCCCAUCACCGCCGACUGCAUCUACCGAUGACGCCGCGAGCAAGGCCCAAGACCCAGAGGGCGUCUCCCAGAGUCCGGACACGUCCUCGCCUCGAGUUCCUACACCUUCUGGUUCCGUUCGUGGACUCAGCGCGUUCAAGGGUCUAGAGGGCCUCAUGGGUGGUGCGAAGGACGACGACACCGCGUCUAUCCGAAGCGUCAAACGUCCUCCAAAGCCGGACAACUUCCACCGCUCCAUCGAGACCCUGAUGCGUUACCUCUCCGACCGGCGGCCGAAGAUCGCGGGUGCGCUCUCCGCAUUCCACAUCACGCCCACACAGUCGCACGAGAUGCCAGUGCUGUCCGCGACGUCGACCGCGGACCUGCUCGCGCUGCCGAGCGCGCCGCUCUCGCAGCUCACACCCGAGGAGCUCGUGCGCUUCGCGCAGAUCGUCGACACCGCGCUCUUCAAGUCGUACCUGCUCGUCCGCCCGGGGCUGCUGGGCCCGCUGUGUCGUGUGGGGUGGUGCGAGGUUUCCGAGGUGGAGGAACUGCUGAGGGAGCGUGAGAAAUAUCAGGAGAUGAUUUAUCUGUACGGCGGCAGGAAGAUGCACAACAAGGCACUGGAGCUGCUCAAGCAGCUCAGCGAGAAGGAGACGGACAUGCGCGACAAGCUGAUGCCCACAGUGAACUACCUGCAGCGGCUGGGUCCUGAACACCUGGAGCAGAUAUUUGGGCACUCUCGCUGGGUCUUCGAGCAGGAUCGCGAUACCGCGUUCGAGAUUUUCACCUCCGAAGAGGUUGAGCUUCCCAAAGAGCGCGUCGCGGACUUCUUGCAAAGCUUAGACAUGUCAAUAUGCGCGCGGUUCAUUGAAUUUCUCAUCGCCGAACGCGCAGAAACGUCUCAAGAGUUCCACGAUCGCCUCGCCGAGCUGUAUCUAUGCAUGACAAUGAAUGACAGGAGGCGUGGUGGUGAUGCGUGGAAAGGCAGCUACGAGAAGCUUCUGCACUUCAUCUCCGAUACGAGCAUCUACUCCCUCGAUCGCCUGUUUGGCUUGCUCCCAUCCGAAGACCUCUUCGAAGCGAAGGCCAUUCUUCUAGGUCGUCUCGGUCGGCACGACGCAGCGCUCGAAGUGUACGUCUACAAGCUCCAGGACUUCCCCAAAGCCGAGGACUAUUGCAAGCGCAUAUAUCAACCGCAUUCGCCCACUGCCUCCGUUUUCCUCACCCUUCUCCGUAUCUACCUCCUCCCCGGACCCGCCGCGCCUCCCGGUGGGGCAGCAACACUCCUCCCGCCUGCGCUCGCCCUCAUCAGCCGACACUCCCCGCGUUUGGACCCGGUUGCCACGCUGGAGCUCCUACCACCACUGGUGACCGCACGUGAUGUGGAGGCAUUCCUGCUCGAGGCACUGCACGCGCCGCGGUUCGACACGCGCGUGGUGCGGCACCUGCAAAAGGCACGCGAAGAGCAAGUCGCCCGCAAGCUAAUGGUACUGCAGUCGAAGCGUGUGCGGAUCACGGAAAGUAGGAUAUGCCCUCAAUGCCACAAACGCAUUGGGAACAGCGUCAUAGCCGUGCACUCCCCACACGGUGAAGUGACACAUUACCAGUGCCGCGAGUCUUUCGCUCGGAAGUUGAAGGAGACAUGGGUUUGA
Molecule: messenger RNA, 3126 nt
Organism: Epithele typhae
Lineage: Eukaryota; Fungi; Basidiomycota; Agaricomycetes; Polyporales; Epitheliaceae
Exons: 15
Coding region: 1-3126 (1041 amino acids)
Biological process (GO): endosomal vesicle fusion; vesicle-mediated transport; autophagy
Cellular component (GO): fungal-type vacuole membrane; cytoplasm
Source: RefSeq, a predicted model, not a curated record